AUGAUGAUCUCUUCUUCGCCGACCACGCCUAACCAGCUACUGGCACUAGGUGUGCUAGGCGGUUUCUUGCUAUGGGGCGGUAUGUUGUUCAAUGGCACGCUCGACGCAUUGACACUUGCCUCGGAAACAGGGACCUUUCCUGAUGGUUCCUCCAUGCGAAUGGCUUAUACCGGGUGGGAGGUCAUCGAUUCAAACCUGAGACCCUUAGUCGCCUUCUUCUAUGUCCUAACGAACGAAAGCGCCGGGGCGUCUCGAUGGACGCUAUUCGAUGCUUCCAUCGUGAUCCGCACAAUAAAUGCCUGGGUCUUGAUCGAAAGUCGCCGUCGAGGUGUGCGACAUCCGUGGCUGCGACACGCAAUUGGAUUCUGGUUCCUCCAAAAUUCUGGUGGUGCGGCCUUGAUCGCUCCAGUCCAUCUCUACUUCAUCGCUCGGAGCAAGCAUACUGCUAGGGAUCGAACCAUCCCGUUGAACGAAGCCCGCGGCUUUUGUCCGACCAUCGUCGUCAAUGCUCUCACCACGCUCCUUCUCUUUGCGCCAACGUGGCUGGAUUGGCCAACUCACACUCACCAAGGCUACAUCAGUCUCUUUCAACUGGGGCCGCUAAUGAUGACCGUCGCCAUUGUCCUUUUUACCCGGCCCGGGACCUCAGCGACCGUCCCUGAAACUCCGAAAGACCCCAAAAACCCCAACGUGGACGCUCCAUGGGUACUGGCUGCUUACUACAUGACUGGUAUCGCUGCCAGCAUCGCGCAUCUUUAUGUAGUCGUCGUGGCUCUUACCGGCAUGAGAGGUUCCGAGCUCACCAUCUCCCGACUGUUCCGACCUUCGCCGCGCAAGGUCUUUUCGGCGCUUCCAGGGUCCCAUGAGGCACUGAAGGAGGGACUGCACCUUUUUGUACAAUAUGACAAUAUGAUCGCUGGGGCCGCAUGCUUGGUGUUCGUGCAUUACAUGCUUCAGAAUAUUCCCAAGAAGAAUGGUUCUCCAACCUGGAAGGGCCGAGAAAAAUCGAACAUAGAGUUUCUGUACCUGCUGGUUGCAAGUGCCGUUCUCGGUCCUGCCGGAGCUGGGUCAUUUGGCUUGGCUGUAAGGGAGAAGAGGCUGCGUGCAGAAUUGGAAGAGAAGAAGUGA
Molecule: messenger RNA, 1128 nt
Organism: Exophiala viscosa
Lineage: Eukaryota; Fungi; Ascomycota; Eurotiomycetes; Chaetothyriales; Herpotrichiellaceae
Exons: 2
Coding region: 1-1128 (375 amino acids)
Source: RefSeq, a predicted model, not a curated record